CCACAUCAAAUCUCCCCAUGCUCUCGUCUAUGAUGCGGUCGAACCAAGCUGCCGGGAAUUAUCCGGGUGGUUCUGCACGAGUAGUCGGGCUCGCUUAGCUGCAGACCUGGGCGACAAACCCGGCGCCUCUCCACCCGCGUAUCCAGGGAGAUGGGUCGAGGGCAUCACGACAUGGGCCAGUCUGCCGGUGCGGGCGGAGGGACUGUCUACUAUAUAGCUCAUCCCUCGCCCAUGGACUGAGCCGUUCUCAUCCUGCCCUACGCCGAAGCGUGAUAACCGAGGCUCGUAAACCAGCGCUGCCAUGAAGUCAACCACUCUUCUCCUCGCCGUCACUGCGGCGGCCACCGCGGAUGAGCACAUUCUCAGACGCCAGGAGAGCAACCUGCCCAUCACGCGCGAGGGUUCCACGCUCCUCCUGGACGGGCAGCCAUGGAAGGCGGUCGGCCCCAACGUCUACUGGCUCGGGCUGGACGAGAACGUGAUACCGCCGGCAGGCGAGCCCUUCUACAGCCCGUCGAACGCGAGCUACCCGACAAAGGGCCGCAUCACCGAGGUGAUGGCCAUCGUGAAGGCGCUGGGCGGGACGGCCAUACGCGCGCACACGGUGGGCGUGAGCACGGGGAACCCCCUGAGCGUGUGGCCAGAGGCCGGGGUCGUCAACGAGCAGGCCUUCGAGACCAUCGACUGGACCGUCGCACAGGCGCGGGCGUACGGCCUGCGGCUGAUGGUGCCCCUGACCGACAACUACGACUACUACCACGGCGGCAAGUACGACUUCCUGCGCUGGGCUGGCUUCAACCUCACCCAGUCUGCGGAUGCCAACAACCCGCUCAUCCAGCAGUUCUACACCAACGCCACCAUCAUCGACACCUUCAAGGAGUACAUCCGCACCCUGCUGACCCACGUCAACCCGCACACCAACCUGACGUACGCCGAGGACCCCACCAUCUUCGCCUUCGAGAGCGGCAACGAGCUGGCGGGCCCCGUCUGGGGUGAUAUGGAUGUGCCUGCGUCCUGGGUUGAGGAGAUCGCCGGCUACGUCAAGGGUCUGGCGCCCGCCAAGCUGUUCGUCGACGGGACGUACGGCGUGAACCAGGCGCACCUUGGGCUCGAGGACGUGGACAUCUUCUCGGACCACUUCUACCCGGCCGACAUUGCGAAGCUGCAGAAGGGCCUGGACCUGGUGGCUUCGGUGAACAAGGGCUACUUCGCCGGCGAGUACGACUGGGUCGGGUCAGCCGACGACGGCGUCACGCCGAGGGGCGACUCCCUGGCCGAUUGGUUCAAGGUGAUCGAGCAGAGCCCCGUGGCUGUUGGGGACGCCUUCUGGAGCUUGUUUGGCCGUAAUGUGCCCGACUGCACCGCCUUUGUCAAUCACACCGACGGCUUCACGCUGCAGUAUGGCAAUCCUGCAAACUCGGACUACACGGAUGGCCGCAUCCAGCUCAUCCACCAGCACUUUGUAAAGAUGAGCCAGGGCCAGAAUAUCAGUGCCGAGGCAGACCUGCCUGUUGUACCGUGCCCAGCUUCCCCAGAUGGAGGGAGCCGUCGCCUCAAGUGGUAGUCUAGCUGCUUUGGGACGUUAGCAACCAGCAAUCAAAGAAACAAACACGUUAAACAACAUUCACAUGCUCCAAAAAGCUGCAAUGCCGUUUUUUCUUCGGUAGCUUGCUAGUCUCAAGUGCUUCUGCUCAGCUCUCAUAGUAGACCCAGAGUAUUAGGCCUACACAAAGGAGCUUUCUACAUUAGAGGUUUUUCUUCAGGGGUCUUCCUGUGAAAUCUGCCUUUCUCCCCUUCCCUCUUUUUGGAAAAAGGUAAGGGUUUACCCUUUAGGAGGUUUUCCCCCAUAUGAACUUAACCCACACGAAGUACCAUGUAGAAGUUUGCUACAGGGUGUCCUUCGGGAAGUUACGCUACAGGGCGAGAUUCACAAUAUACUAUAGAGUAUCUCGCAUAAAAGAGAGAAAAAGGCAGCUCCGAACCAUCCGACUACGUCUUAAAUACACCCAUGUGCCAGAUAUGAGCCACGGCACGAAGAAG
Diaporthe batatas is the source of this 2040-nucleotide messenger RNA. RefSeq lists its product as uncharacterized. Gene Ontology annotation, molecular function: hydrolase activity, hydrolyzing O-glycosyl compounds. The coding region runs from base 302 to 1564 and encodes 420 amino acids. The record is from RefSeq and is a predicted model, not a curated record. Lineage: Eukaryota; Fungi; Ascomycota; Sordariomycetes; Diaporthales; Diaporthaceae. The transcript is spliced from 3 exons.